UUUUAGUUUUCAAUUAACACCAAAUGGCUAUCUUAGAAGCCAUCUUCUUCAUCUUCUUCUCCUUCCUCUUAUUCUCUCUUCAGUCAUCAAAAAGCGUUGAAAUUUGCCCUGUUUCCUGUGGGAUUCAAUUGAUUCGUUUCCCUUUCCGUCUCAACAACCAACCUGAUCGUUGUGGCUAUCCCCGGUUCAAUCUCUCAUGCAAAAACGAAGCCCAAACUAUCCUUUCGCUUCCAUUUUCCGGUAACUUCACUGUCGUAAAUAUUGACUAUAUGUUCCAAAAUAUAUGGAUCAACGACCCUGAUUUUUGCCCCCCGAAACGUCUGCUUCAGGGGCUUAAUCUAUCUGGUACUCCUUUCGAUUUGCUAUAUCCUCGAAGCUACACGUUUUUCAAUUGCUCCUCUGCUUCAUCGACAGAACUACCUGAAGCAAGGUAUAUCUCUUGUCUUAGUGGCACUAAUUUUUCCGUCGUCGCUGUACCUGCGGACCGUCUUGAUUUGUCUACAUCGUUGUCGACUUCGUGUUUGGAGAUAGCAACGGUUUUGGUUCCACUUUCCUGGACGGGUUGGUCGGAUCCUGGCUCUGGUAUAAGGUUGACAUGGAAUAAACCUAAUUGCCUGCCGUGUGAAAGCAGAACGGGGACUUGCAGGUUCGGGAGUGAUACGGGCCUGGAUGUUGGAUGCUCCGGUGGUUUUACCAAUGGUCUUUCAAGAAGUGAUAAAUACGGUAUAAUGUUCGGGGUGGGAAUGCCCCUCUUGUUCCUCUUCGGCCUGGUAAUUUACCUCCGCAACAAGGUUGACGAUUACAACCAUCAACAUCCCAACCCGGAAGCCUUCUCCAAUUCAGUGACCCCAAGAUCAGAAAGUGUAGCCAAAGGCCUUGAUGGACAAACUAUUGACGCCUAUCCAAUAACAUUGCUUGGUGAAAGCCGGCGAUUACCAAGGCCUAAUGAUAACACUUGCCCAAUAUGUCUUUGUGAAUACCAAGCUAAAGAAAAAUUAAGGACUAUUCCAGAUUGCAAGCAUUAUUUUCAUGCCAUUUGUAUCGAUGAGUGGUUGAAAUUGAAUGCUGCAUGCCCAUUAUGUCGUAACACCCCAGAGAUAUCUGCUCCCACUGUUUCAUCAUCAUCAUCUUCUUCUUAAUUAAUAUAUUUUCAUUGUGCACAAAUUCUAUAGAACUGAAAAUUCCUGUUUUAUGUCUCCCUAAUUAUUGAAUUUCAGUUUAUAACACAGGGGUUCAAUGUAAAAAACAGAAGUCUUCAAACUAAAAAUACCUUUUCCCCGCAUUUGCAGAUUUACCAAACAUUGUCUAUUGAUGGGUUCAUGUUUUCACAGUGCUUAAUUGUGCUCUGUUUGUUUCUACACUCUCGAGUCUUGAUGCUCUCCAGCUAUUUAUUCCCUUUAAUUUCAUCAUGAACUUGAAAUUGUGACCAUUGAAUCAUCAAGGUAAAAGUUGAAAUCCCCAUCAAGUUUAAUCAUGCACCAAAAUACCAUAUGUAAAAAC
This is a messenger RNA of Durio zibethinus, 1500 nucleotides long. RefSeq names its product RING-H2 finger protein ATL22-like. NCBI's taxonomy places the organism in Eukaryota, Viridiplantae, Streptophyta, Magnoliopsida, Malvales, Malvaceae. The record is from RefSeq and is a predicted model, not a curated record. Gene Ontology annotation, molecular function: polysaccharide binding.